CCGGGCUCUGGGUUGUGUGGAGUCGUGCAUCGUUUGGGCUCGCCGGGCCGGAUCGAUGGCGGCGGGGCUGCUGGGCGGCUUGGGGUCGGAGCGAAAGCUGGCCCGCUCGGUGGCUCAUCGGCUAAAGUAUUACAUUGAGGUGCAGAGAAAGGAAAACUCCUUCCAGUCGUCAGGCCUCACCUGGGAUGAGGUUGAAAACUUCUAUUUGCACCCUGCUUACCUGACUGAGCAGAGGACAAAGGAACAUAAUUUUGCCAAGAUUAAGCUGGAAGCAUUUCUCCGAGCCUAUAUCGGCAGUGCUGAAGAAUGUAACAGGAAAGUCCAGGGAAACCUGGCCAAGCAAAAGGAGGUGGAAAAGCUUAUUAAAAAGAUGGCCCGAGAUUAUGUACCUGACAGAAUAAAUGAGGUGAAAAUGAAGAGCAGAACGAGGCAAAACAAGAAGUCUUGCAGCCUCUCGAAAUUAUAUUUGAAUGCUGUGCCGCCAUUGUCCCCGGAAGAAGUGAAAAGACUGGUGUCAUCGGCAUCCAAGCUUAUCGUCGCUGCGACUUCGAAAAUGUCUCCUGAAGAAAUAGAAAAAACUCAAGAACGUAAGAGAAGGGAGACGAAAAGUGUUAAGAGUUUCAGCGAUGGUCGCAAGAAGGAUUUUUCAACCAUCCUUUUUCAUGAGAAUCAGGCAAGAAGAGGCCAACAAACAAGACAAAGCGAUAAAGAGUUCAAGAGGAAGGCCAAAGCUUCAAAUGCUUCCAGUAUCACUCCUGCUAAAUCGAAGAGAAUUUUUUCCGUGGCCGCUUGGAAUACCCCGCAGAAGGCCUUUGUACCCUCUUUGAAAGGUACAGAUAACGUUGGCGUGCAUUCUUACACACCAUUUAAAAUCAGAAGACCGGAGUCCUCUUCCAAACCUGGUGAAAGUAUUUCAGGCAAGAACUGUCCACCUAGAAAGCCUCCGGCUGCAGGACCAAGCCAGACACUUGGAUCCAAAGCCGAUGAAGAUCGGCUUCAAUGCUCGGUCGUCUUGAAAGCCAAAGAGCAGAAAGUGUCGAAAGGAAAUUGCACCCGCCCCUCUGCCAGAUCAACAGCUGAGAUUUGCAGCAGCCAGCAUUCAACCACCAGAAAAAAGACCAGAAAGCAAUUCAGUUCCGAAACGAUUUCCAGAUCCUCUAUCCUGAAAAGGGUCAGCGAUCCUAAACCCCACCACACCAACGACCCCAGAGGAAAGCUUGUGAAAUGCACCCAAAGGAACGGCUCUAAAGGUGAACGGAAAAGCAGCGAUUCACUACCCCGAACCGCUUCCAAAUGCCAUCAGGUCAACUUUGCCAAUUGGCAAUCUCUUGGCUUGGAGAGGGAUAGAGUAAGAGGCUCUCAGGGCGACGGUGAUGGUGACACUGCCGCCACUGCACCUCCCACAGAGAAAUGUGGGCUCACAGAAGGAUGCAACGGUGAUUGUGUUUCUACAGUCCAACAAGGACCGCCUUUUCUGCACGAGCUUUGCCAGGAAAUGACUCGAGAAGUACCUGCUGAUCGGACCAGGAGCGAAUCUGACCAGUCGUUCUCUUCGAAGGAGCCCAGAGACACCCGUGCGGGAGGGGAUCGUGUCGAUAGCUCACCAAGUCGAGAACGUGUGUUAGAGUCCAAGUCCUGUAAACGAGAGGCGAUCUGUAUCCCGCCCAUGGCUCCAGCUGGUUGCCGUUGUUCAGAACUGCCAAGUUACUGCGUGUGUGAAAUCAAGGAAGGGCAAGAGAUCGGAUUUCCUGGGAAAACUGCAGCGCUUUUGAAAAGUUUGGACGGGGAACAAUCCAACGACGAGUUUACCAACACGUCUCUCUCGAGCAGCACCAGAUCGUCCGGCUGGUUCUGCGAACAUAUGGGUGAAAACAUUACACUGAAGGAGGGCAUCAACCCCAAGAUGGAAACGUUCCUUCAGAAACUUCUGAAGGCUCCCGAAAAUGGCACCAUCCCACAGGAAGUGUCCCAUCAGUAUGAAAAACAGAAAUAAAAAUCUGUUAUAUUUUCCUUG
This is a messenger RNA of Pantherophis guttatus, 2014 nucleotides long. RefSeq lists its product as uncharacterized. The record is from RefSeq and is a predicted model, not a curated record. Lineage: Eukaryota; Metazoa; Chordata; Lepidosauria; Squamata; Colubridae.